CGUUAAUAUUAGGCGGCUGUUCAAUAGUGUGUACGGGAAUCGCAGAAACGGCCAAAAUGUAUAAUUUAAUAGUUGUCGGCUACGGCUCGUCCUCUCCAGCGCUGUCUAAUCGACAACGUUUUCCCACAUUCUUCCGAACGCAUCCGUCGGCCACAAUCCAUAAUCCCACGCGAAUAAAGCUCUUUAAGAAGUUUCGUUGGUCUCGAAUAUCCAUUAUAUUAGAGGCCGAAGAGCUCUUCGUUACGACGGGAAAAGAUUUAGAGACGAGAUGUAAAGAAGCGGAUAUCGAGAUUCUGACUCGAGUGUCAUUUCUGGACGACCCGACUGAGGCGGUCAAGAGUUUGGUGAGACAGGGCGCCCGCAUUAUAAUCGGCAUGUUUUACAGCGCAAACGCCCGCAAAGUCAUGUGCGAGGCCUACAAAGCGGGUCUUUACGGCAAACAAUACGUUUGGUUUCUCAUUGGU
Messenger RNA from Medioppia subpectinata, 464 nucleotides. NCBI's taxonomy places the organism in Eukaryota, Metazoa, Arthropoda, Arachnida, Sarcoptiformes, Oppiidae. The record is from the annotation of a GenBank genome assembly.